AACGCUCUAGAUUUGGAUGUUGAUACCUUCCAAAUUUACCAGCCACAGCUUACAGUUGCCAGAAAGCUCUUGUCCCAGGUUUGUGCUAUAGCUGACAGCGGCAACCAAAGCCUGGAUCUUGGCCACUUCAGCAAAGUAGAUUUCAUCGUGGUAGUUCCGCGCUCGGAAGUCCUGGUGCAGCAAACUCUGCAGCGAAUUCGACAAUCAGGUGUCCUUGUGGACCUGGGCCUAGAGGACAAUGGGACGGCAUAUCAGAGAGCUGAGAAAUACGUGGUUCGGCUGGACAAUGAAAUUCAAACCAAAUUUGAAAUUUUCAUGAGGCGAGUGAAGCAGAAUCCAUAUACGCUCUUUGUGCUGGUUCAUGACAAUGCCCACGUGGAUUUGACAAGUGCCAUUUCAAGUUCCCUGUCACAUGGUGAGCCUAGUCAUGGUCUGGCUGAUAGAGUUAUUAAUUGCAGGGAGGUCCUUGAAGCAUUCAACCUCCUUGUUCUUCAGGUCAGCUCUUUUCCUUACGCCUUGCAAACGCAGCAGUCCCGGAUCAGCUCUAGCAAUGAGGUACAUUGGAUACAAUUUGACACUAUGGAUGACACAGCAAGUGAAGACAAGCUGUACUUUGGCUUGAAUGAAUACAGCAAAUCCCUCCAAUGGGGAGUCACAAGUCCCCUUCUGAGAUGUGAUGAAACCUUUGAAAAAAUGGUCAAUACGCUUUUAGAAAGGUACCCCAGGCUGCACAGCAUGGUGAUCCGCUGCUACCUGCUCAUCCAGCAGUAUUCCCAGGCCCUGAUGGCCCUCACCACCAUGGCCUCGCUGCGGGAUCACAGCACGCCCGAGACGCUCAGCAUCAUGGACGACCUCAUCUCCUCGCCGGGGAAGGACAGGAACGGCUGCGGCCACAUGCUGGUCAUCAGGGUGCCCUCCGUGCAGCUGGCCAUGCUGGCCAAGGAGAGGCUGCAGGAAGUGAGGGACAAGCUCGGCCUGCAGUAUCGCUUUGAGAUCCUCCUUGGGAAUCCCGCGUCGGAGCUUACUGUGGCAAAACAUUUUGUGACACGGUUAAAGGCUUGGAGGGGAAAUGAGCCAGAAGACUGGAUUCCUCGCACCUACCAGGAUUUGGAAGGUCUUCCUUGCAUUGUCAUUCUAACUGGCAAAGACCCUCUGGGAGAAACUUUCCCCAGGUCAUUGAAAUACUGUGACCUUCGACUAAUUGACUCAAGCUAUUUAACACGGACUGCAUUAGAGCAAGAAGUAGGCCUGGCAUGCUGCUAUGUCUCCAAGGAGGCAAUCCGAGGGCCUAUUGUAGCUCUUGACCUUAGUGAGAAGGAGCAUGAGAAGGUUAAUGGUAGCGAGAAUGAUUCUGAUGAGCUGCUGAUAGACUUGGACAGACCCCAGAGUAACAGCAGUGCUGUCACUGGAACCUCAGGUUCCCUGGCUGACAACGGUGUGAGCUCCUCAAGUGCUGCAGACAAGACUCAGAAGCAGGCGCCAUCGUUCAACUUUGAGGCUGUGGCCCACAGCUCAGUAGAUGAGGGAACUUGCCCGGGUUCCACAGCUGGAGAUGCCCUCAAGCAAGAAUGUGACUCCCUGGCUAACCACAUGGCUAGCAGCACCACUUCUAAACUGUCCUCACUGUCUUCUGUCUCCCAGACAUUUCGGUGGCCUGGCCAUUCGGGCAAGGACGGCAAGGCCCUCCGUGCCGCCCUGCCGCGCAUUGUCAUCCUCUCCAAAGCCGCCUACUGCCUCUUGAGCUCGCAGAAAACGGGGAAUCUGCCUUCCUCCUCUUCCCUCCUGCCUCACGCUGACGUGUCGUGGCUGAGCUCCCUGAGGCCUUUGCUGCACAAGGACAUGAACAGCGAGGAGCAGUCUCUGUACUACAGGCAGUGGGCGACGGCGCGGCAGCACCACGCGGACUACAGCAACCAGGGGGAGGCGUCCGGCUCGAGGAGCUUCCACCCCCGGCGGCUGCUUCUGACAGGACCACCACAAGUGGGAAAGACUGGCUCAUACUUGCAGUUCCUACGGAUUCUUUUUCGCAUGCUGAUCAGGUUGCUGGAAGUAGAUGUUUAUGAUGAAGAAGAGAUUAAUACCAAUCAUACAGAAAACAGUGAAAUUACUCAACCUAGCAAUGACCAUUGGCCGGAUAUUGAGAUCUUCAGUAAAAUGUCGUUUGACCUGAGCGUGCAUGACCCCAAGUACAGAACUAUAAGUCCAGUAUAUACGGAACAACUGUCAAGAGUGAAACAAGAAACAAGCAAAGAAACAAAACCAGAGGAACCUAAGAAAAGAGAGACAGUGUCCAUGAUGCUGACAAAAUAUGCUGCUUACAAUACCUUUCACCACUGUGAGCAGUGCCACCAGUAUAUGGAUAUUAAUCCUGCGGCACAGGUGUCUGACUCCACCCUGCAUGCUUUCACGUUUUCAUCCUCAAUGCUAGGAGAAGAGGUUCAACUGCAUUUUAUAAUCCCCAAGUCCAAAGAGAACCAUUUUGUCUUCAGCAAGCAAGGAAAGCACCUAGAAAGCAUGCGUCUCCCUCUUGUUUCUGACAAGCAGAAUUUGAAUGCAGUCAAGAGUCCUAUCUUCACUCCCUCAAGUGGUCGUCAUGAGCACGGCCUCUUGAACCUCUACCAUGCCAUGGAAGGCAUCAGCCACCUCCACCUCCUGGUAGUCAAGGAGUAUGAGAUGCCCCUCUACCGUAAAUACUGGCCCAACCACAUCAUGCUCGUGCUGCCGGGCAUGUUCAACAACGCUGGCAUUGGUGCUGCCAGAUUUCUUAUUAAGGAACUUUCCUACCACAAUCUAGAGCUGGAACGAAACCGCUUGGAGGAGCUGGGAGUCAAGCGCCAGUGCGUGUGGCCCUUCAUCGUGGUCAUGGACGACUCCUGUGUGUUGUGGAACAUGCACAGUGUCCAUGAGCAGUCCAGCCAGCCCCUGGAGCCCGACGGUUCCAGCAGGAACGUGUCUCUGAAGAGCAUUCUCCAGCACAUUGAAGCCACCCCCAAAAUCGUUCAUUAUGCAAUCCUGGGUGUGCAAAAGUGGAACAGCAAGCUGAAUGCCAGGAAAGCAAAAGCCCCGUUCUCCAGGUGCCACGUGCAUGACUUUAUACUGCUCAACAUAGACCUGACCCAGAAUGUGCAAUACGAUCUGAACAGGUAUUUCUGUGAAGAUGUAGAUUUUAACCUGAGGACAAACAGCAGUGGCCUGCUCAUCUGCCGCUUCAACAACUUCAGUGUCAUGAAGAAGCAUAUUCAGGUUGGAGGACAAAAGGACUUCGUGGUUAAGCCAAAAAUCAUGGUCUCGGACGCGCUGGCGCCCAUAGCGCCCCUGCAGUACGUGUGCGCCCCGGACAGCGAGCACACGCUGCUCGCGGCCCCAGCCCAGUUCCUCCUGGAGAAGUUCCUCCAGCACGCCACCUACAAACUCUUCCCAAAGGCCAUUCACAACUUCAAGAACCCCGUGUUAGCCAUCGACUGCUAUCUCAACAUCGGCCUCGAGGUGGCCAUCUGCUACGUGAGCUCCCGGCCGCACUCGGUGAACGUCAGCUGCGAGGGGGUGUUUUUCAGCGGCCUCCUGCUCUACCUGUGCGACUCCUUCGUGGGCGCAGACCUGCUCAAGCGGUUCCGCUUCCUCAAAGAACUGUCCUGCCUUGCGUUUUGUCUGUCUGUGGUAACGGAGCCGCUGAGGCGCCGGGUGUCGCGUGUCCCCGCAGGCGCCACCCUGUGCGUGAUCUGCCAGGACCGCAGCUCCCUGCGCCAGACCAUCGUGCGCCUCGAGCUCGAGGACGAGUGGCAGUUCCGCCUGCGCGACGAGUUCCAGACGGCCAACAGCAGCGAGGACAGAUACGUGGAGGAGAGCCCGCUGCUCCUCUUCAGCGCUGUGUUGAAAGUUUACCACGUCAACCUGAACAAAGCCGCGGGCGCAGGGCAGGCGCCCCACGCAUGGCAGGGCCCGCGGCCGCAGACUCCCCCCCGCUCACCACCUCCUCACGGCCUCCCCGUCACCGCCUCGCGGCCUCCUCCCCGGCUCGGGCCGCUGCCCUCGCUCCUCCUCGUGCUGGGGUAUCGGAGCCGGGUGGUUCAGCCCCGAGGGCGGUGGGAGCGAGCGCUGCUGCGAGGCACAGGCUCUGGCGGGGCCCCUGUGCCGCGUUCUCUGUGUGCCCCUUCCCCCUGCCCUCCCUAG
Messenger RNA from Tinamus guttatus (white-throated tinamou), 4170 nucleotides. The record is from RefSeq and is a predicted model, not a curated record. NCBI's taxonomy places the organism in Eukaryota, Metazoa, Chordata, Aves, Tinamiformes, Tinamidae.